AUGACUGAGCAGGAAAAAUGUGGUGAGGCUUCUUUACGUAUUUCUUGGACUCUGGCUAAGCAUAUGAAACCAUUUACUGAUGCUGACGUAGUUAAAGAAUGCUUUCUUGAGGCGGGUAAUGCUUUAUUUGAGAACAAAAAGGAUGUUGUUGAGACGAUACGACGGAUCCCGUUAUCUGCUUCUACUAGCACUAGAAAUACACACGUUUUGGCAGAAGAAAAUCAUUUUGAUUUGAAACGGCAGUUAAAUAAUGCAAACUAUUAUUCCUUGGCUGUGGAUAAAUCAUGCGAUGUCACUGAUACGGCACAGUUAAUUAUUUUUGUACGCUACCUGGACAAAACGAGAGAAACUUUUUUUGAGGAGAUAUUGGCUCUCUUGCCGCUCUUAGGAAGAACCCGAGGAGAAGACAUGAUCAAAGCAGUGAUGGAUUAUUUUGAAAAAGAUGAGUUAGACUUGAAGAAGCUCUUAUCGGUAACUACUGACGGUGCGCCAGCUAUGGUUGGGAGUAAAAAAGGACUAGUUCACCUGUUGAGAAGCAAUGAGAGAUGUAACGAAAAUUUGAUUUCCUACCAUUGUAUUAUUCAUCAAACUGUGCUUUGCUGCAAACUCAAUCAUAAUUUUGAGCGUAUUAUGCAAGAAGUGAUGAAAAUAGUAAAUUUUCUUCGUGCUAAAUCAUCAUUGCAACACCGUGAAUUGAAAUCAUUUCUUGAAGAAGUUGAUGCACAAUAUGACGAUCUACUGUUGCAUAAUAAUGUGAGAUGGUUAAGUAUAGGUUGCGUUUUAAAAAGAUUCUUCAGCAUUUUAGAACACUUGAAGACAUAUCUUUCUAACAGUGAUCAGACUUCAGCAAACGCUUACUUAAGUUUUCUAAACGAAAAAGAAAAUGUUGCUGUCAUUGCUUUCUUAACUCAUACUUUUAAACAUAUCAAUGACCUGAACCUUAAACUUCAAGGCAAGGGAAAGCUAUAUAGUAUGAUAUGCGAGCUCAUGUCAGACGUCAAAAGUUUUUCUCGAAAACUUGAUCUCUUUAUUAAUGAUCUUGGAAAUGAAUGUCUACACUUCCCCAAUUUAAGUAAAAUAAUCAGCAGUGAUAACGAGACUGAUGUCGGCCGAUUCAAGACGUUCAUUACGGAUCUUAAAUCGGAAUUUCAAAAAAAGGUUUGCAGAUUUUAA
This is a messenger RNA of Parnassius apollo (apollo), 1173 nucleotides long. The record is from the annotation of a GenBank genome assembly. Lineage: Eukaryota; Metazoa; Arthropoda; Insecta; Lepidoptera; Papilionidae.